Molecule: messenger RNA, 3867 nt
Organism: Closterium sp. NIES-67
Lineage: Eukaryota; Viridiplantae; Streptophyta; Zygnematophyceae; Desmidiales; Closteriaceae
Source: the annotation of a GenBank genome assembly
ACAUGCGUUGUGCAACUCCUCGAAUCCCAGCGCCCCUUGCACUAGGCGAUCCCACUGCUCCCACACGCCAUCACCACUCACGCCACAUGCCAUGCCUCCUCGCCUGCCCGCGUUAGCAGUCGUACUUUCACGCCACCGUCACCUCUCCGCGCAUUCCGCGCACACGCGUCCAGCAUCUCCUGCGCUCUCCGCGUGAUGUCUCCUCGCGCCACUCGCUGCUGCGCGCACCGUCCCUUCCCGUAGUCCUCUCUCCCCUUCCGCCUCUCGUUCCGCGCAUGGCGUUCGCCUCACCGCCGCCCGCCAACAGCACGUGUGGCGGGGGCGAUGGGGGCGGAGCGGGCGGCGCGGGCGCGGCGUGGGGGCUGCAGUACCUGUGGAACGUGAGCGCGGCGGGCGGCGCGUGCUGCGUGGCGCUCUUCGCCGCCGUCAAGCUGCGCGCCGACCACCGCCUGCCGUCCGCCACGCACGCGUGGCGCAAGCUGCGCGCCGUGUGGCACGUGACGGACGCGCAGAUGGCGCUGCUGUGCGGCGCGGACGCCGCCGACUACCUCAUCCUGCUGCGCUGCGUGUGCGCGCUGCUGACGGGCCUGCUGGUGCCCGCCAUGGCGCUGCUGCUGCCCGCCAACGUGCGCGGGCGGGACCCCUGGGUGUGCGACGACCUGGGCGCCACCACCAUCGCGCACGUCGCCCCCGCCGCGCCCGCGCUCUGGCUGCCCGCGCUCUUCGCGCUGCUGCUGCCGCCCGCCACGCACCUCGCCCUCCGCGCCUUCCGCCACCAGCGAGCGCUCGCCCGGGCGGGUGCGCACAGCAGGGAGGGGGGCGCAGGGGAUGGGGGGGGGGGAUGGGCGGUGAGGGGUAAGGGGGCUGAGGGCAGUGGGGAUGGCGAGAGCCCUCGUGAAGGUUACGCUGCGCUGCACAGCGUUGCCAGGGACGGCGCUGCUGCUGAUGGUGAUCCCUAUGGUGGUACUCAUCAUGAUGAUGAUGACGUGGACAUGACGGCUCAUGACGUGGCAGAGUACACCAUUCUCAUUCGUGGGGUUCCAAAAGGCUUGUCAGCAUGCCCUCAGGUCCUCCUGGAGUACUUCGACCGUCUGUACCCCGGGCGCACAGCCCGUGUGCUGCAUCCGCCCGACAUGGCGGCGGCGCUGGCAGCGCUGCAGCGCGUGGCCGCCCUCAGAGCGCGCCUGGCACACGCGCAGGCCAGAGCCGCACUGCAGGCCGAGGCGGAGGUGCAAGGGGGAGGGGCGGAUCUGGGGGGAGGCAGGGGGGGACAGGCACAGGCGCAUGCUGCUGCGCCCAGAGCUGUUGACGUGGCACCUGUGCACGAGCCACUCAUCUCGUGGAGUGGCCGGCAGGGGCCAGCUGGCAUGCAGAGGUUGGAUGGGAGUGGGGAGGGAGGGAUGGGAGGUGGGAGAGAAGAUAUGGUGGGGGAAGUAGGCGAGGAGGAGGAGGAGGAGGAGGAGGAGGAGGAGGAGGAGGAGGCAGACAGAGGGGGUAUGGGCAGGGGUACGGGUGUGACUGGUGGUGAUGGUGUGGCUUCGUCUCUUCUCGCAUGCUGCCGUCUCUUCCUGCCGCCCCAAGCAGCCCAUUCCGCCGUGCACUGCCUCUGCCUGCUGCCGCUCACCGCCCUUCACUCGCUCUCCCUCUCUCUCUCCCCGCUUCUCGCCUCCCUCCGCACCUCCCUCGCCUCCCUCCUUGCACCCAUGUCCGCUGCCUGGCUGUGGCGGGUGGGGGCGCGAGACUGGGAGGGGGAGGCGCGGAGGCUGGAAGAGGAGGUGCGGAGGGCGGAGGGGGAGGUGCAGCAGGCGCGGAGGGGCAGGGGGAGAGGGGCGGGGGUGGCGCUGGUGGUGUUCCGGGACGCGUUCACGGCGACCCGGGCUUUAAGGGACCGGCUGUGGGUGACCCCCCGGUGGCGCCUGGCGCCCCUCGCCACGGCCUCGUGGCGGGUGGAGCGCGCGCCGCCUGCCGCCAGCAUCAUCUGGCAGAACGUGGGCGGCAGCCGGGCGGCAAGGCAUGUGCGCACAUGGGUGGUGAAUGUGUGUGUGGUGGCGGCGCUGUGCGUGUGGUCGUGCCCGCUGGCGCUGCUGACCGCUGUGUCGUACGCCGCUCACAGCGUGGACCCUGCUGCUGUCGCCCACCUCAACGCCUGGCUCUCAUGGGCGCGCAGCAACAGCGGCGUGGCAGCCGUGGUGCUGCAGUUCGCGCCCAACCUGCUCUCCUUCCUCGCCAUGUACGUCCUCAUGCCCGCUGCGCUGCACCGCCUUGCGCUGUUUGAGGGGCACAUCACGACGUCGCGACAGCAGGCGGCGCUCUUCCUCAAGCUCACCACGCUCUACCUCUUCAACCUCUACGUGCUCAAGGCGCUGCUGGAGGCGGCGCUACAGUCGGCCAUCCUGCACUCGGCGCACUGCUACGUGGCGCCGGCGCACUGCCCGUCGCUGCUGCAGUGGCUCAACACCUCGCUCAUCGCCGCCUCCUCCCUCUCCGCCCUCUCCUUCCUCCUCACCUCCGCUCUGCUCGGCGUCUCCCUCGACCUACUCGCGCCCCUCGCAUGGCUCGCCCCACGCCUGCACCUCGCCACGCGCCGCUGCCUGCGCUGGGUAGGUGCGGUCACUGCCUUCAAGGCUGUGGGAGCAUGGCUGAGAACCGUGGUGGGCGGAAGGAUGCACGAGGGAGAAGGAGCGGUGCAGAGCGGUGCUUAUGUGACUUUGCCAGGGGAUGCUGUUGAGGGUAUAUGCGUGAAUGGCGAUGCUGAGACACGUGGAGGACGGCCGUUGGCUGACAUGGCUGAAGGUGCCCAUGGGGCGAGUGAUGAUGAGGAGGGAGGGAGUGAGGGGGGAAGUGAGAGCAGCAGUGAGAGUGACCUGGGAUUGCUCUCUCUGCUGGAAGAGGCAGGUGCAGAGACAGCCACACACUCUCACCUCCUCUCCCCGUCCACUCUCACUACUCCCCUCUCGCCUCCCUCUCUUUCCACCACACAGACGCCCAUAGCGCCACAGUCCAGCCACCCACCGCCCACUGUGCCCCUCUACAUCUACCCCCCAGCCCCAGCUGCAUCCCUACCAGUGGCCACUUCAACAGCACCACAACCUUCACUUUCACCAGCAGCAGCAGCAGCAGCAACAGCAGCAGGGCAAGCAGCCGCAGCAGGGCAAGCAGCAGCAGCAGGGCAAGCAGCAGCAGCAGGGCAAGCAGCAGCGUCCUUUUCUUCCAGACCAGACACAUCAGCAGCGGGGCCAGAGCCCCAGGAUCCGCCCAGGAAGCACCGCCCCCCCCUGCGCUUUGAUUUUGCGCAGUACUACGCGUACAACACCACGGCGCUGUGCGUGGUGCUGGUGCACGCACCCCUGGCGCCCCUCGUGCUGCCCGCGGGGCUGCUCUUCUUCUCCUACCGCCUCCUCGUCGACAAGUACAACUUCCUCUUUCUCUACCGCCACCGCCCCACCCACCACACCAACCACCACCAUGCAGCACCGCACUCAACCUCAUCCCAUCCAUCCCUGCUGCCCCCCUCGGCCCCUGCGCUGGUGUCAGAUGGGCGGCUGGUGCGCGCCGCAGUGGGUGUGGUGCGCGUGAGCGUGUGCGCGGCGCUCACCGCCCUCGCUGCACUCCUUGCAUUCAAAGGAGACCCCGAUAGGCUCCAGGCCAUGCUGCUGGGGUCGGCAUCAUUUGUCCUUUCUGUGAUGUAUGCUGUGGAUGGCCUGGUGCCAGUGCCAGGGAAGGGGAGCGUUGUAGGCGCACGAAGGCACAGUGGUAACCACGUGUUAUCAGAGAGACUGGUCAACAGGCCAACAGCGUAUGAGGUGUACUGGCAGCAAUUAUUGAAUGACGAGCAGUGAUUGCAGAGGUGGUUUGCAGAGGUGCUUU